AUGGCUGGGCCGAUCGAGCAUGAGGAUUGCCAACGCAAACCACAGUUCAAACAUAUCUGCCGAAAUCUGAAGGCAAUAUGCUUCGCCCUGGCCGUUUUCAAUUCGAAGGAAAUCUGGUCAGGGAUAUGUACAUUGACCGUCUCAAGGCACCUAGUCUCCCCAGCAGGUCUGGGCGUGAUUUUUCUAUCGGGCCUGUGGUGCGCUUCUACCAGCAUAUCCUCGGCGCUGGCAAUCAAAGACGGGGAUGACGGUGUUGGUGCGGGAUGCUCUUGGGACAAAAAGCCUGGUCUUGCGCCGAGGAUAUUCGAGAGUCGCACAACCCACACUCGCCUGUUCCCUGCAAGGCACUCGUUUUCUUAUUCGUAUCUACUCGUCGGCGUACCCGUUGGAUGGAAUGGCUCGGCCGGACACGUUCUUUCUUCAGAUUGCUCCCAUCAGGCCAAGGAUGCCGUUGGUGCUGGACACGGAGGCCGGUGCGGGUGGUUUUCCAUCCACGCAGACGACUACCUGGGACGAGGAGGGCGGCCUCAUGUUGACGGUCUUCGUGGAAAGCUUGACAACUUCCUGGAAAGUCAAGGCGUUGAACGUACACGAUAUCCUUCCGCGUAUCUCGUCACGGCGCCCAGAUUCUGCGGCUUCUCGUUCAACCCGGUGUCCUUUUGGUAUCUGUACGACCACCACGGUCGUCUCGGCGCCAUGAUCCUUGAAGUCAACAACACAUUCGACGAGCGGAGGAUCUACUACUUGCCACGCAACGCCGACGACGAAAGCGCGACGACGUCGAAAUCCAAGUUCACGGAUCACUGGGAGAAGGACUUCCACGUUUCGCCCUUCAAUGACCGACAUGGCUCAUAUAGCCUGACGUGCACCGAUCCCUUUGAUGACGAGAACGAGACCGAGACCGGGUCUUCUGGAGCGCAUGGAACCGGUGUCGAAAUCGACAAUACCAUCGUGCUCAACUCUGAGGAGGGCAAGCCCAAGAUUGUAGCCAGAGUCUUUUCCACCUCCGCCGGCCUCGAUCCAUUCCGGAUGUCGCGUUUGCAGAGUCUCGUUUUCGUCACGCGGUGGUGGUGGGUCGGAUUCAUGACGAACCCGCGGAUCCUGCGAGAAGCGCGCAAACUAUGGACGAAGAAGCUACAAGUCUUUUACCGGCCCGAGGUUCAGAAGAGCAGCAUCGGACGCAACGAGACGGCCGAGGAGAGAAUCCUUGAACCCUUCUUCCGUCGCGUUCUGGAACAAAUGGCGUCGAGAUCGGGAACGAGGAGGAUUACGUAUAUCCCUGCUGCCGGGGAAGGGCGAGGCAAGCCUGUACACCUCGUCAAAGAGAGCGACACCGGUGCGAAUGGUGCUGCUGGUGCAUCAGGAACGGCACAUGUCGAGAUCAGAAUCGUCACGCCUGCGUUCUAUACCGAAAUGGUCCGUGAGCCGGAUCUCCUCACCACGUUCGACCGCUUCUGUUUCAGUCCGCAACAGGACCAGGCCAUGGUCCACGUCUCGGAUGUGAGUAGCGUUCGUGAAGCGCUUGUCGGGGCGAUGAAAGCGCCGCCUCCUCUCCCUGCGCUGUCUGUGCCAGUCCGAGAGAGUCGGCUCGCUCGCGUGAAUCACCGCCUUCGGUCCGGACGCAGCCUUUUUCUCGUCGCCAUGGAAGCGCUACAAAGUUUCGUCUUCCCUUCUCGUGGACGGGCUACUUCUGGGGGCGACGAACAAGGCAUUGGCCAUCUCGACUCAUUCGUCCAAGCCACCUGCUCUACUACCUCUGAGGUCCUGAUCUACGACCGCACGUGUCUCAAAGUCCUCCUUGCGGAUCGUCUGGCGCUGGGGUACGUCGGUCUCCUUGAAUGGUACACCACGGUUGCAUGGGUUGGCGCGGUUGCUACAUCGGCGUGGCACAUCAAUGGGUUAAUGCACUCUCCUACGCAGAGUUUGAGGAGCCUUUGGUUUUGGACGGCCAUGGGCGCGAAACUGGGCACGGUGUACGGUCUGAGCUUUUUGAGAGGAUGA
This is a messenger RNA of Exophiala spinifera, 2001 nucleotides long. RefSeq lists its product as uncharacterized. Lineage: Eukaryota; Fungi; Ascomycota; Eurotiomycetes; Chaetothyriales; Herpotrichiellaceae. The record is from RefSeq and is a predicted model, not a curated record. The transcript has a single exon. Bases 1 to 2001 code for a protein of 666 amino acids.